Messenger RNA from Centruroides sculpturatus (bark scorpion), 879 nucleotides. RefSeq lists its product as uncharacterized. Gene Ontology annotation, molecular function: nucleic acid binding; zinc ion binding. The record is from RefSeq and is a predicted model, not a curated record. Lineage: Eukaryota; Metazoa; Arthropoda; Arachnida; Scorpiones; Buthidae. The transcript has a single exon. The coding region runs from base 1 to 879 and encodes 292 amino acids.
AUGGAUCGUCUAAUAGAAAAUAGCAAGACGGCUCGUCAUACACCGACCUACGCAGAACAAGUCGCCAAACCUACGCAGAACAAGUCGCCAAACCUAUGCCGAACCAAGGCUCUCACCAGACAGGGUGCAGUCAUCCUCGUCAAAAGUAAAGAUGGUAGUGCCGAUGCCGAAAGCAUCAAAAACAAAAUCAGAGGUGAACUUGACCCUAAGGCCUUAAAAAUAGGCAUUACAAGAGUACGUAAAAUUCGUAAUAAAACAGUCCUUAUCGAGAUAGAACGGAAAAGGGACGCUGAGCAAACUAUUAUCAAUGAAUUAAAUAAGAUAGAAAACAUUACUGCAAGGACCCCAAAGAAGUCUUUGCCUAAGGUGGCCAUCUAUGGUAUCCCAUCAAACCUAAGUAAGGAAGUUAUCAUAAACACGAUAUUUGAUCAAAAUGACAAUAUAUCUGCCCAUUACGAUAACAAUAAAGAGAACUACGUUAAAGAAAUAACGGCAAAGUUUAAGUGGGGGAAAAACCCUAACACCCACCACUGGGUUUUUGAAGUCACCCCAGGGCUAAAGAGAAUCCUGAUAAUGCAGAAAAAACUAAAUAUAGACUGGGUCAGGUGCAGCGUGGAGGAGCACUUCAGCAUUAUUCAGUGCUACCGCUGCUGCCGUUACGGGCAUUUUGCAAGGGAGUGCAAGAGCGAAAGGGCCUUUUGCAACCACUGCGGAGGUGACCACCGCUAUAGUGAAUGCAAAAAUAAGGGCACUUCCCCGAGCUGCAUUAAUUGCAUCUGCAGCAAAGCGGCUAAUUUCGCUCAUAAGGCCAACCACAAUUCCUGCACUGAGCGGAUGAAAGUUAUCAAAAACAUAACAGCCAAAACCUAUCAUGGUUAA